AUGGCGACUGUGGAGGCAGCUGCCCCAUGGCCAGAAGGAGAAAGUCUACUGGAUGCAUUGACCUACGAUGAUGUGGAUGUGAAAUUCACUGUGGAAGAGUGGGCUUUGCUGGAUCCUGCCCAGAAGAGUCUCUACAGAGAGGUGAUGCUGGAGACCUGCAGGAACCUCACUGCCAUAGGUUACAAUUGGGGAGAUCAUACGAUUGAAGAGAAUCUUCAAAGUUCUAGAAGAUAUAGAAGGCAUGAGAAAACUCAUACUGGAGAGAAACGUCAUGAAUGUAUUCAAUGUGGUAAAGGCUUUAGGCAGCACAGAUAUCUUCAAAUGCAUGAAAGAAUUCAUACAGGAGAGAAACCUUAUGAAUGUAACCAAUGUGGUAAAGCCUUUGCAUGGCACAGGGAUCAUCAAAGGUAA
Acomys russatus (golden spiny mouse) is the source of this 411-nucleotide messenger RNA. RefSeq names its product zinc finger protein 431-like. The transcript has 5 exons. Lineage: Eukaryota; Metazoa; Chordata; Mammalia; Rodentia; Muridae. Gene Ontology annotation, biological process: regulation of DNA-templated transcription. Bases 1 to 411 code for a protein of 136 amino acids. The record is from RefSeq and is a predicted model, not a curated record.